Molecule: messenger RNA, 6903 nt
Organism: Bombina bombina (fire-bellied toad)
Lineage: Eukaryota; Metazoa; Chordata; Amphibia; Anura; Bombinatoridae
Gene: DHRS11
Product: dehydrogenase/reductase 11
Exons: 7
Coding region: 222-989 (255 amino acids)
Molecular function (GO): oxidoreductase activity
Source: RefSeq, a predicted model, not a curated record
AAAAAAAAAAGAAGCUUGGCGAGGAUUAAACAGCAAGUGUGAACGGAAUGAUUAUGUGCUGGAGGGAGGAGUGAAAUGGGAGGAAGGAGAGAGAAAAGAUAAGCGCUGAAGAAGGCAGGAGCAAAGAGUAAAAGGCUGUUGACCUAAAGUGAUCUACAGGAUAUCUGCGCAGGGGAUCUUUUGUGGCCUGGAACUUGAAGUGGGAUCUCCUGUAAGAUCUAAUGGAACGUUGGAAGGGUCGUGUGGCACUUGUGACGGGAGCCUCUGCGGGCAUCGGAGCAGCAGUGGCCCGGGCACUUGUCCAGCAUGGCAUGAAAGUGGUGGGCUGUGCCAGGAGCGUGGACAAGAUCGAGAAACUGGCAGCUGAAUGUCAGAGUGCUGGCUAUGCUGGUACCUUAAUCCCCUAUAAGUGCGAUCUGUCCAAUGAGGAAGAGAUCCUGUCCAUGUUCUCAGCUAUUAAGACUUUGCACCAGGGAGUCGAUGUCUGUAUCAAUAAUGCAGGACUGGCUCGGCCGGAGCCGUUAUUAACUGGGAAGACGGAGGGCUGGAGAACGAUGAUUGAUGUGAAUGUUCUUGCAGUCAGUAUCUGUACCAGAGAAGCCUAUCAGUCUAUGAAGGAGAGGAAUAUUGAUGACGGCCAUAUCAUAAACAUCAACAGCAUGAGUGGUCACAGAGUCAUCCCCUCCUCAGUUUCGCAUUUUUACUCUGCAACUAAGUAUGCUGUAACGGCAAUGACAGAGGGUCUCCGACAAGAGCUUAGAGAAGAAAACUGUCACAUCCGAGCCACAAGUAUAUCACCAGGUCUGGUAGAAACUGGAUUUGCUUUUAAACUUCAUGAUAAUGACCCAGAGAAAGCAGCUGCAACAUAUGAAAGCAUCAAGUGUCUAAAAGGUGAAGAUAUUGCUAGCUCUGUGGUUUAUGUUCUUAGUGCCCCGCCUCAUGUUCAGAUUGGAGACAUUCAGAUGAGACCUACAGAACAGCUAUUAUAGUGUUGUUGUUCAAUGAAGAUAAACAUUCAAAAGAAAGGGACUGUGCUUUUCAUUUCCUCUGCUGGCUUACUGAAAUUUUGUAAUCAAUUCCAGAGGAUCAUAUUGCAGAAAAUAUUUGUUUUGGCUUUGGACAUUAUUUACCUAAAGGGGCGGUGAAAAAGUAUUUUACUUUCAUGGCUGUUCAACUUCUAUAGCAAACAUAUUGCUAAUCGGAAGUAUAUUCUUUUUUUGUUGUUUUCUACAAGAUAUUAAAACUUGACAAUAAUGGAAGACUACUGGAAUUUAACAAUUAGAACACAGACGUUUUUAUCCUAAAUACCACUCAGUUUUAUCUUUUUUCUUAUCUUUGGAACUAAUUUUAUUUGGGGUGAAUUACGGGAGAGAUCUGUUUCUUAUUGUUUGUCUGAAAAGCGACAGUGAAAAUGAAUUUAAGGAUUUUUCCAUGCGUUUCUCAGACAGCUUAAUUUCCAAUCAAUACGUUACAAGCGGAUGCUUGUGGUUUUGCAACGUGAUGCGUCUGACAUGUGUUCUGAACUUUGUACUAUAGAGAUAGCUGCAUAGAUAAAACAGGGUGAUGUGUUUAAUUAAUGUGAUUUGAAGUAUGUCAUAUGUAGUUUUUCAUAAUCAUGGUUUAUAAAGGAUAAUUAAAAAUGUUCCAUUUGUCAUUUCCUCUUAAAAUGGAAUUCGCUGUCGAAAUUACCAUUCUUAUUACUAACAGCCAUUAAAGGGAUAUGAAACCUAAUUUUUUUCUUUCAUGGUUCAGAUAGAGUGUGCAAUUUUAAGCAACUUUCUAAUUUAUAUUAUAUAAUAUAUUAAUUCUAUUGUCAAUAUUUCUUUGUUCUCAUAGUAUUUUUAUUUGAAAAAGCAGAAAUGUAAGCUUAGGAGCUUACAUUUAGGAGCUUACAUGUAGCCACCAAUUAGCAAGCGCUACCCAUAUGCUAAACCAAAAAUGGGCCGGCUUCUAAGAUUACAUUUCUGCUUUUUCAAAUAAAGAUUCCAAGAGAACAGAGAAAAAUUGAUUAUAGAAGUAAAUUAGAAAGUUGCUUAAAAUUGCAUGCUCUAUCUGAAUCAUGAAAGGAAAAAUGUUGGUUUAGUAUCCCUUUAUUUAUUAUGGUCUUGUUUGUUAGUUGCGGACAUGAUACAAGCACGACUGGCUUUCUGAGCAGCUGUAGUAUUAAUGCUGGUGCACUGAGAAUAUCUAGAUAUGCUUCAGAUGCAUGUAUAUACGGAAAAUGUUAAAACUAAAAUAGUGAUAACUUUUGUUAGAAGCAUGUUUGCUAAUACAUGUAUAUUGCAAAUAUGUUUUUAUUCUAAGAUGUAAUUCAUUUAUGUGCAUUUAAAUUUUUACCGGAAUUUCCCUUUAAGAUGAUACUGGAGAUUUAUACUAAACUCACUUUAUUGGUCCUAUUCAUUAGAAUUCUUGUGUGCAGGACCUUGUGUUUCUUUUUGCUGGAUUUUCAAAUUAAAAGCUAUUCUAAUAUUCUAAUUUGAAAACCCAAUGGUAUCCCACAAGUUUUUAAAGGGACAUUAAGCAUUUUGAGAUUGUAUUAUGUAAUUUAAACUUGUUGGUGUCCUAAUUCCCUGAAGUUCUAUAAAGUAAUGAGAGCUGCCAUGUUGAAACCUAGGUAUCCCUUUAUCCAAUCUCUUUUGCGGGCAGAUAAAGUAUGCAAGCAAUGGCUGUGUGGAAUAUAGCAAUGUUAAAGGAAAAUUAAACCAUAUUACAUAGCUUCUUAAAGGGAAAGUGUACACCAAUUUUCAUAUAACUGCGUUUAAUAGACUCUACUAUAAAGAAGAUUAUGUACAGGUACUGAUCUCUAAAUCCAGUAUAAAACCUUUUAAAAACGUACUUAAAAGCUGCAAGUUAAGCACUGUUGAUGAGGUUAGGCUGGGGCACCCAGUGAAAGGGGCUGGGAAAGCUGUAAGAGCAGACACUCCCCCAUCCCCCCUUCCCUGCAUAUGAGAAGACAGAUUAUAGCCUCCUGCUUGCUCCUGUUUAUGUAAACGUGCGUAUAUAUCUGAUACUUUGGGGCUUGGUUAGGAGUUUGAAAAUCAGCACAAUGUUAUUAAAAAAAAUAAGCAAAACUAUACAUUGUUACAAAACACUCCCAGAUGGGCUAUAUAAAUAGAUCUACAAAACAUUUUUGCAAAGAAAAAUCUAGUGUUAAAUGUCCCUUUAGAGGAUCAUUUAAAUACAGUAGAAUUGUAUCAUCAACAAGUGCAUAAUAAAAAAGACAAUGCAAUUACUUACUCAAAAUUUUAGACAUAGACUUUUUUUUCUUCUUACAAAUUUAAAAAUGUACUUAAAUUUGCUGCCCCCGUACCAUGUGACAGCCAUCAGCCAAUAAAAGGCUUUUAUACAUAUAUGUGAAUUCUUCCACAUGCUCAGUAGUAGCUGAUUAUUCAGAAAGUGUGCAUAUAAAAAUACUGUGCACAGUUUACUAAUGGAAGUCAAUUGGAAAGUCUCUUAAACCUGCAUGCUUUACCUGAAUCAUGAACGAUUCAUUUAGACUUAAACACACACUUUAUUUGUCCAUAGUUGUCCUCAGAUAAACUUAAAGGGACACUGAACCCAAAUUUUUUCUUUUGUAAUUCAGAAAGAGCAUGCAAUUUUAAGCAACUUUCUAAUUUACUCCUAUUAUCAUUUUUUCUUUGUUCUCUUGCUAUCAUUAUUUGAAAAAGAAGGCAUCUAAGCUUUUUUUUGGUUUCAGUACUCUGGACAGCACUUUUUUAUUGGUGGAUGAAUUUAUCCACCAAUCAGCAAGGACAACCCAGGUUGUUCACCAAAAAUGGGCCGGCAUCUAAACUUACAUUCUUGCAUUUCAAAUAAAGAUACCAAGAGAAUGAAGAAAAUAAUAUUGAUAAUAUUGAUAAUAGGAGUAAAUUAGAAAGUUGCUUAAAAUGUCAUGCUCGAUCUGAAUCACAAAAGAAAAAUUUUGGGUACAGUGUCCCUUUAAGUACUUUAAAAAAAGUGUAAAGUUUUAUUUUUUAUAAUAUUUAUACAACUAAUAUAGGGUAUUGACAGCGUAUUUUACCAGCAAUUACAUCACAAAAUGCCUCAUACUAUAAUAACCCAAAAGUACAAAGUUGCAAAAAAAACAUAAAAAAAAUAUUUUUCUCAUUAAUCUGGCAGAUAAAAGACAAAUAAACUGGAUUCCCUGAUUUAGCAAUUACAUCACAGCUGAAAUGUAUGUUGAUUAAUGCUAACAGGUGACGUGUGCAAUUAACCUGUUAUCCAAAACCAUAAAAAUAUAUGUGCAAGUCUCUCAAAGGGAUUUGAACAGGGACAUUUUGGGCCCAGUGGGCAUAUGUGCCUGUUGUGUUAUUGAUUUAUUGAUUUCUACUUUAUAGUAGUAUAAAAGUGUAACUUUAAUUGUUUGGACAGGUGUUUUUUUUUAAUCUAUUUGGGGAUGUUGUCCAAUAUGGCAGGGUAAUUUUUUACGCAUAUGCAAAACCAAUGUUUACAUAAAUAACUAUAUACCUGAUAACAACGGGAUAAGUGAUGUAUGGGUAUUUAUCAAGUCCUUUUUGCUGUGGAAUUAACUCAUAAAAGGCCACUUGAUAAGUAGGCAGUAGAGAUCUGAAUGCGGAAGAAGGCGGCCGCUCGCGGCAUCUCACUCUUUUCAUAGCCAGGUUUCUUUUUGUGAAAGUACAACACCCUAAGAUCUGGGCAAAUCUAGAUCUUAGCGUGUUAUACUUUCACUAGAAGGAAUCGGGAUUGGAAAAGAGACAAAUUCCGUGAGCUUCCACCGCAUUCGCAUCAUGACUAAUGAUCCGAGUGCACAUGCCUACUGAUAAGUAACUAGACGUUUGAUUGUGAUAUUCAAAAAACAUGACUUGCACAAUCUUAAGUACAGGGCCGUUUGUUUAGCAAACCAAUAAUGAACAAAGAAAGUGGUGCCGAUAAACACUAGAAAUGUCUGAUUGUGCUCAUCUGCAAAUGCAACCAAUAGAUGGUGAUCAACUCCAUAAUUUUAAAUAUAUAUCUACAUAUUCCCAAGUUUGUCUUUACAUUAUAUCUGUCAUUUAUUUACUGUUAAAUGUCCCUUUAAAUACCUCCUACACCUUACCAUGGGGAUGUUUAACCUGCUGUAUUCCAACUUGUCGGAAUACCCUUUUCCAACAGAUUUUUGAUGGAUUUUCAAUUUCAACAUCUUAUACAUCAUGAAAACUAAUUCUGCCUGUGUCAAGGAGCAGGUUGUGAAUGAUUUUUUUCUUUCUACAUGCUCAAUUCAAAAUAUUUUGUUCAAAUCACAUAUUUAAAGGGAAGCUGUACUGUCAUUUUCACAGUAUUGUGUUCACAAUUAUUUUUUAUACCAGCUGCAUAGUAUUAAAUAUUCUGGAAAGUGUGUUCCUUUAAUCUUGCAAUUUUAAUAGCUGUUUUUGCUCAUUGAAACAACCAUCCAUAAUGAAAAUUGUAGUACCUAACUAUUGGCUUUUGUGCAUAGAGAGAGAGAAGACAAACAGACAUUUUGAUACAUUACAAUGGAUCCAGCAUUUGAAAAUCCAUCACACUAUAUAUGUAAGCUCAGAUCUCUUUACUCUUGGUACAGGUUAACAUCAUAAUAGAAAAAAGAAAAUUACAUCUUUUUGCAAUGACUGCCAUGACUUUUUGAGCCCAAGUUAUUUUAUAAAACAAUAAUAAUUAGUUACAACUAAAGUGAAGUUGAGAGUAAAUAUCCUCUGUAUUUUGUCUUCAUUUUGGGCCAGUUUAAUAACAUUUCAUAGAGUGAUCCAUUAUCCAGCCAUACAAGCAAGCAGUGUCUUAAAGGCACAUUAAACACUUUGGGAUGGUAAUAUAAAAUGAUAAAUCGUAUAUAUAAAAAAAACUCUGUAAUAUACGUUCAUUAUUUAUUUUGUCCGCUUUUUCUGUAAUUCCAUUCUGAAAUUGUGAGCUUUUCAGUUCCUGUUAGAAAUAGAAGUGCAGAACACUGUUAUAUUCCACACAGCCAUUGACUGCACACUCUAGUGAUCUAUUUAUAACUGUCUCUAAUUGGCCACAGCAGCAAAGGUAACCUAAGUUACAACAUGGCAGCUCCCGUUGUUUUAUAGACACUAAAAAUGUAUACUUACUUUGUUAAUAUUUAAACAGCUAAUGAGACUUUAAAAAAUACAUCUACAUGUUGUUAUUCUCAGACUAAUCUUUUCUUUGAAUGCAUUAUUCUAUCUAGCAUUUAUUUAGUGUUUAAUGUCCCUUUAAGUACGUCAAUAUAAUGAUAUAUUCUUAAACUGUAACAUGUCAGUUAGUCUGCAGGCUCUCAAAUGUGUCCCUUUCUGACAACAAUUAAAUAUAAGGCACAUUGGUUUAUUGGGUAAUAGAUCUGCAUAUGAGAGAGAGUAUAGACAGGUUAAUUUCUGAAAAAUCUGUAAUUUACUUAAAUCUAUCACUCAACCUUAAAGUUUAAUGAAGAAUUUUUAGCAUUUGGUUAAAUGAUUCAAAGUUCUGAACUAUUGCUUAUUGUCCAUUCUGUAUAAUUAAUUUGAUCUUAUUCUCCCUGUUUAGUGUCAACAUUUGUAUGAAUUAAACUUGUUCAUUUCUAAUUCAAUCUUUUUUUUUGCCAUGCUGUCAAUAUAGGAUGUUUUCAGGACUCCUAUAAUAAAAGGAAUAUUUCUUCCCAGCAUUUAGUAUAAAUAAGAUGCCAGGAAAAGUUAGUUUGAAGGAAAUAAUAAUAAAAAAAUCCCUUUCUUUCCUUAUGUAUAUUCUGAUUGUUCAUUUAAUGACCUUUGAUUGAGCAUCUUUGUUCACAUGACUAUAAAGUUUUAUAUUACCUCAAUACGGUGUAUGAACAAUACUUAGUAAAUGUAAUAUAUUUUUGUAUUCUUUUUAAAAUUAAGUGAUAUAAUGUUUUUGAUUAUAUUUCAUUUUUCACUAUUUUUAAUGUCUUUUUUCCAUGGCUAAUAAACAUCUGCAUAAUAA